Cannabis sativa is the source of this 846-nucleotide messenger RNA. RefSeq lists its product as uncharacterized. The transcript is spliced from 2 exons. The record is from RefSeq and is a predicted model, not a curated record. NCBI's taxonomy places the organism in Eukaryota, Viridiplantae, Streptophyta, Magnoliopsida, Rosales, Cannabaceae. The coding region runs from base 139 to 609 and encodes 156 amino acids.
ACUUGGGUUUGGCCUUGCUAUAAAUAAGGGUUUAUACGAAGAGUAUUUUCACCAAGCCAAGAAGUGUUAUAAACAUUGAACUUCAUCAAGAAAAGGGUUUUGUUUAAUUUGGUGAUUAGAACAAAAGAAAGAGAAAAAAUGGGGUUGAAAAUGUCAGUUGUGUUUGUGAUGUGUGUGUUAAUGUUGGGUGCUUCAAUGGUGGCAGAAGCCCAACUUCUUAAUGGGAUCGUGGGCCCACUCUUGGGUUUAAUACGUGUACAAGGCACUAUCUUUUGCACUGCUAAUGGCAGAGUCAAUGGCACUUCAACCCCUGUUUUCUCUAAUGCUGUUGUACAACUUCAGUGCAAUGGAAAUGUGGUUUCAAGCACAACAACAAACAAUGGAGGAAUGUUUUCAAUGGUGUUGGAUCCAGUUCAGUUUUUAUUGUCUUCUCUACAAUCUGAGUGUAAAUUAGUGGUGAACACACCAUUGUCAAGCUGCAACGCCACUCUUCCUUCGGUUGGGGCUCUCAUAUCCUCACUUCAGAGCAUUGGAUCCAUUGUCAGUGGCUUGCUCCACAUCAACAACUUUGUUCCCACUGGCUUCAAUUUCAUACAGACUCUCAAUUAAAUAAAACUAUAUAUGUAAUUCUGUGUGUCUUAUUAUUAUUGUCACAUCAUUUGAUCACGCUACUACUACGUUUAGACUUAAAUAAGGUGGUCAAACGACAAUAUAUAUAUGUGUGUGUCGUUUCAUUUUGUGUUGUGUUUUCUUCGUUUGUUUUAAUGUUGUGAUUGUACUAUUUUUGCUAAGCUAGCAUGAAUUUGAACUAGCUGCAAAAAUAAAUGAAAUAAAAUCCUUUUAUUA